This is a messenger RNA of Suillus plorans, 545 nucleotides long. RefSeq lists its product as uncharacterized. The record is from RefSeq and is a predicted model, not a curated record. Bases 103 to 351 code for a protein of 82 amino acids. The transcript has 6 exons. NCBI's taxonomy places the organism in Eukaryota, Fungi, Basidiomycota, Agaricomycetes, Boletales, Suillaceae.
CCAGGGGCACCAUAUAAGGCCCUCACAAUUACAACUGAACCAGCCCUUUGAUUUCUCUCCCGAAUUUCGCCCUUUACCCCAAAAAUCACAUUCAACAACGACAUGGAGUCCACCGCUAAAGCUACCACCAACCAACCCCAGGCUGCCAUUCAAAUGAAUGCUGUAAACCCUGCUCCUGCCAAGAACAGUCAGAGCCACCAGGAGCACCACGCUAAGCGUCUCCGAGGAGGAGGAGCUGCCAAAGACUGCUUCCUUGGUGCACUCGAGUGUUUCCUGUGCUUCGAGUGCUGCAAGGAAUGUUGCGAGUGUGGCGCAGAUAUCAUCUGCUGCCCAUGCGAGAUGUGCUGUUAAAUGCCUCGCCUUCAAAGUCUGCUCGUGGUCUGCAUUUUUCAUUUCACAUUCAUGACUCUUGUAAUACUGCCUGUUCGAUUAAUAUUUGUACUGUGCGAUGAAUCAGUCGAUGUAGAGAUCAGAUAGGCUGCAUAUUACCUUUGUUUUUGUCUUGGCACACUUGACAAGCGUACUAGUAUUUUCGGCUCUUCGGG